Molecule: messenger RNA, 2274 nt
Organism: Parascedosporium putredinis
Lineage: Eukaryota; Fungi; Ascomycota; Sordariomycetes; Microascales; Microascaceae
Source: the annotation of a GenBank genome assembly
AUGGAAGGAUCUCACUACUCGCCUGAUGGUUUAGCUUCGACGAGUGCCGCCGCCUAUCCUUCGCCUAGCACCCGCUCCAGCACCGCGCAGCCCGAACAGCAGCAGCAGUAUCACGCUCAAGUUCUGCCGCCCAUUCUCGACCAGAGCAAGAACAACCACGCGUGGAAAAUCAUGUACGCAGGUAGCCACCAGCCGCCUCAUAGUCAGGCGAAUGCCGGCCCGGCUCCUGGCUCUAACCUCCCCAGCUACCACCAGCAGACAACCCAGGCUUCGGCGAGAGGUCCUGCCUAUGCCAUGUCUGGCCCUCCCUCUUACCCAUCUCCCCACGCAUUUAGUAUGCCUCAGACUUCCCAGGCCAUGUCCCACCCGCAGCCCAUAGCCCCGGCGCCCCCUGCCGGCCGUGGUGCUCCGGUAUUACGGCCCAUGCCUGGUGUCAUGAACCAGCAGGGCGUAAUGGGAAACCCUAUGAUGCAGCAAGGCCCCGGAUUGCAGGAGGGCGAGCAGCCGACUCACGUUGUUGGCAGCCAGGGACGCCGUGGUAUACUCCCGAGCGCCCCCGGCCGUGUCCCCGUCGGUCAGGUCAACAGCAAAGGCCAAAUCACCCCAGUAAAGGAUGCGGAUGGCAAGUUCCCUUGCCCGCACUGCACCAAGACGUAUCUCCACGCUAAGCAUCUUAAGCGCCAUCUUUUACGCCACACUGGCGAUCGCCCCUACCGUUGUGUGUUGUGUAACGAUACAUUCUCCCGCAGUGACAUCUUGAAGCGUCACUUCCAGAAGUGCUCGAUCCGCAGAGGCAACCCCGCUGGCGUUACGCAUCUAUCGCUCCCCCAGGCGCACGUCAAGAAGAGCCAGCCCCCGGUUCAAAAAGCCCCCGCGCCCGUCGGCAUGGAAGGCGAUUUGAACCAUUUGAACGGCGGCCUCGGAAACAUGCCCGGCGACGGCAUGUCUCAUGGAUACCCCAUGGUGCCUGUGCCCGAUGGUUUGCCUAACCUCGCCAACGAUCAGGGCCAGAUGCAGCGAUCGAACAUGAGCCGGAUCGAGAAUAACGGUGCUCAGGAUCGUCAGGGUCUAGGUGGUCCCGUAAUGGGCUCUGCCCCUGGCCGUGGAUACGAGCAGCACUAUGCUAGCAACGUCGCGGGUUCGAUGGCCAACCAGCAAAUGCAGGGCUAUAACAUGCCCCCUGGUCAGAAUGGAAUGCCCAUGUAUGCGGGCGGGUCAAACUCGAACCAGCAGGUUGACUGGAGCCAAGUGUUUCCAACUGGUGCGCAAGAUUCCUACGCCAAUGCCUUCCCUCCUAAUAUUGGUCAGACGCAGAUUCCGGUCAAGCAAGAACCUAAUGUCGAGAACGAUCGAACAGACGGAGUCCCAGGUGUCCGGCCCACCGACUCGCUUUUCUUCGCCAACUAUAUGCCGCCAACCGCUCAGAAUCCUUACGCCCAACUUUCUAACCAACUCCUCACCUUCUUCCAAGGAGUGAACUCACCCUACACGACUCAACACGACCUCACCGCCGCCCACUCCUUCUUCACACCUGACAACGUCAAAGACUUCCUCACCAAAUACACCCAUUUUCACAUCCAUUUCCCGUUGAUGCACGUCCCUUCCGUCCGCAUUAUGGAGAUGAACACGAGCUUACUUGCAGGAUUAUGUUGCGUAGGGGCAUGCUACUCCGACUUAGUGUCCCCUGACCAUGUGCGCGAUGUUAUGGACCUCGUGCGACUAGCUUUCGAGCAACAAUCUAGCCUUUUAGCCAAGGAUUGGCAACACUCUGCAAGUUACGCUACUUCAUUGUCCGGGGACGACAUCGACGAAGUACAAGCCCUCAUUUUGAUAGCUGCUCUCCAUGUUUGGCACGGCACGCCUCUGCAGCGUGAGUGGGGCCAGCGUAGCUACGCCCUGCUCUCUCUUAUCGUUAGGAAUGCCGGUCUUCUACGCAUCACUCCCGACUCUCGACCUUACUCCCCUCUCCAUCAACCCGGCUUUUCGCCACAGAACUUCGAUGUUUCGAGUUUUGACUGGAAUAUGUGGGUAGAACAAGAGAAGCGAGUAAGGGUUGUGCACGUCAUUUUCCUCGCAGACACGGCCAUGAGCAUGUAUUUCAAUAUGACGCCCAGGCUUGAUAGCUUCGAGAUCAAUAUUCCAUUGCCAUCUGACGAUGGUUCGUGGGAUGCCCGCACGGAUGUCGAUUGCGCAGCCGCGUUAGGCCUUUACGGGCCAGAAGCGGCGAGGAAAAGAGCGCGGAUGGCACGCAUCGUGCCAAGCAACCCGAAAUGA